Molecule: messenger RNA, 1878 nt
Organism: Saxophila tyrrhenica
Lineage: Eukaryota; Fungi; Ascomycota; Dothideomycetes; Mycosphaerellales; Extremaceae
Exons: 3
Coding region: 1-1878 (625 amino acids)
Biological process (GO): transmembrane transport; metal ion transport
Cellular component (GO): plasma membrane
Molecular function (GO): magnesium ion binding; cobalt ion binding; cobalt ion transmembrane transporter activity
Source: RefSeq, a predicted model, not a curated record
AUGUCUGCUGUACGAGACUUUGAGCAGUCUCGCGGCCGAUCUGCGACUGGCGCAACUCUACCUAUCCCCCUUUCACCAAUAUCUUCACCAACAUCUCGCGACAACCCCACGUUCGACCGCCGGGCAAGUACCUUCUCACGACGCUCAACGGGAAGCGUCAGGUUUCGACAUCCCUCGAGAGCCCAAACGGUCACCGCCUACCAUGAGCCCCAGGAUAGCGAACCGGUAUGGCAGCCUGGAGCAGAGCCUGGAAUCGACACAUCCGCCACCGACGAGCUUGUGCCACCAGAGAUUACCUCACUCAAGGCCGAGUGCGAGAUCAACAUCGUCGAUUUUUCCGACAUCGACGUUCGUCACAUUCGGGCAGACAACGACAGUAUAGCCCAAGUCCUGGACGACCGAAGACCUGACAACAUGCCAUGCCGGUGGAUCUCGGUUAACGGCCUGAGCUGGGAUGUGAUCCGAUGCUUGGGCAACAAGUUCAACCUGCACCGACUCGCCAUCGAGGAUAUGGUACAUACUCACGGCCGGACGAAGGUCGACUGGUACGCUGACCAUGCUUGCGUCAUCUUGACUCUCCAAAAGCUUGUGCUCCUCCACCAGUGCAAUAGAGGCCACCGCGGCGACUGCGACUGUCCCGACGCAGACCUCGACCAUUAUGGAAGACCCCAUCGAAGGAAACCAUGGGAAUUUAGAUCGUCGAAGGCGAAAAAGCGACAGAACAGCGAACUACCGUAUUACCUCGAUAAGGACGGGGACGGCAAAGUCGACGAGUUUGUUAACGCACAUACUGGCGUCUCGACGAGUGCACCGAUCAAGCAGGUACGGACCCUGCAUCGCUACGAGAGUGGUAAGAUACCCGAGCACACUGCGUGGAUGGAGAGGCAUUCUACCCUUGCGUCGGAGAACCUCUCGGUCAGUGUUGAGCAAGUGGCGAUAUUCUUGCUCGCAGACAAUACCGUCAUCUCCUUCUUCGAGCAGUCGGCCGAAGAUGUGGAGGGCCCGAUCAGAGACCGUCUGCAAAGCACGGAGACAAUCUUGCGAUGGAGCUGCGAUGCAUCGCUACUCCUCGAGGCCAUCAUCGACGCCAUUGUGGACUUGGCCGUGCCGGUCAAGGAUGCCUAUAACAAGGCCCGCAAGGAGCUUCAAGUCGACGCUCUAAUCAACCCGAACAUCAAGACUUCGCGGAGUCUGCACAUCUUUGGAGAGGAAAUCGACAUGCUGCAGAAUCUCUUCAAGCCAAUGGUCCAUCUCGUCAAUGCCCUCCGAGACCACCAGUCAGAGCCGGUGGGACCCGGGGUCGCGCAAGUCCCUCAAAUGCCGAAGUUGGAAAUCCAGGAACCGUCGCCAUCUAGGAGUGAGAAAACACCGCGCGACAGAGAAGGAGCGCCAACUUACAGUCGCAAGACUUCCGAGUUCCGCAAACCCGGCCCUCUGCGACGGAUGGAGACGGCGAAUAGUGUUGCCAUCUCCCCGUUAGCGCACACGUAUUUCGGCGACGUGCUGGAUCACUGCAUCACCAUCAUCCAGGCGCUCGAGCAGAUGGACGCUUCUGCCACCAACAUCUCGACCCUCAUCUUCAAUACCGUUGGCGCCAAGACGAACAACUUCAUGAUGAUCCUCGCGAUAGUCACGGUCUUCUUCUCGCCCUUGACUUUCAUCUCUGGCUACUUUGGCAUGAACUUUUCAAACGGCGACGGAUUGAACCACGACUUCUCUUUCUUCUGGAUCAUUGCGAUGCCAUGUUUGGUGGUCUUCAUGCUCAUAGUGUUUGCUACAAUGCUCUGGGGUAACAUCGUGGACUUUAUGAGCAAACGGGGUAUCCGGGCACAUCGACAUCGGCGGAAUGCUACAAGGAGGGCACGUGGGUACUUUUAG